GAGCAUUUACAUUUAAGGGUUUAUCGCAGAAAACAUGCUAGGGUUCUGAAGCCUUCUAGAUUCAUAUCGCAACUUUGUCUGUCACUGUUGUCGGCGAUUAUUAGUUACCGAUCUGAUCAAAAGCAGGUCGCCGGAAAAAAUGGCGUUAGCUUUCGAUGAAUUCGGAAGGCCGUUUAUAAUACUCAGGGAGCAAGAACAGAAAACUAGAUUAAGAGGCCUCGAUGCUCAGAAGGCGAACAUUUCCGCCGGAAAAGCUGUUGCACGUAUUUUGCGUACUUCACUUGGUCCUAAAGGCAUGGAUAAGAUGCUUCAGAGCCCCGACGGCGAUGUCACCAUCACAAAUGAUGGUGCCACCAUUUUGGAGCAGAUGGAUGUUGACAAUCAGAUUGCAAAGUUGAUGGUUGAGUUGUCCCGAAGUCAAGAUUAUGAAAUUGGCGAUGGAACCACUGGAGUUGUUGUCAUGGCUGGGGCACUUUUAGAACAAGCUGAGAAGUUGUUAGAACGUGGUAUUCAUCCUAUUCGGAUUGCAGAAGGGUAUGAAAUGGCUUCAAGGAUUGCAGUUGAACAUUUGGAGCGUGUAGCACAUAAAUACAAAUUCAGUCUGAAUGAUGUUGAGCCUUUGGUUCAAACUUGCAUGACUACUUUGUCAUCUAAGAUUGUGAAUAGAUGCAAACGUAGGAUGGCUGAAAUUGCUGUUAAAGCUGUUUUAGCAGUUGCUGAUUUAGAGAGGAAGGAUGUAAACCUGGACUUAAUCAAAGUUGAAGGAAAAGUUGGUGGGAAAUUAGAGGACACGGAGCUAAUUUAUGGUAUUAUAGUUGACAAAGAUAUGAGUCAUCCACAGAUGCCAAAGCAAAUUGAGGAUGCCAAAAUUGCAAUUUUGACAUGUGCUUUUGAGCCUCCUAAGCCAAAGACUAAGCAUAAGGUUGACAUUGAUACUGUGGAGAAGUUUCAAACCUUACGCUUGCAGGAGCAGAAGUACUUUGAUGACAUGGUUCAGAAGUGCAAGGAUGUUGGUGCCACCUUAGUUAUCUGCCAGUGGGGUUUUGAUGAUGAAGCUAAUCACUUAUUGAUGCAUAGAAAUAUGCCUGCUGUUAGAUGGGUAGGUGGUGUGGAAUUGGAGCUGAUAGCAAUUGCCACAGGUGGGAGAAUAGUUCCUAGGUUUCAAGAGUUGACACCUGAAAAACUUGGCAAGGCUGGUAUUGUUCGGGAGAAAUCCUUCGGUACAACAAAGGAUAGAAUGAUUUACAUUGAGCAUUGUGCAAAUUCCAGAGCAGUUACUAUAUUUAUCCGUGGUGGCAACAAGAUGAUGAUAGAGGAGACAAAACGUAGUAUCCAUGAUGCUCUAUGUGUUGCUAGAAAUCUUAUUCGCAACAAUUCAAUUGUAUAUGGUGGUGGUUCAGCAGAGAUUUCUUGCUCAAUUGCUGUUGAAGCGGCUGCAGAUAAACACCCAGGAGUUGAACAGUAUGCAAUCAGGGCAUUUGCAGAUGCUUUGGAUUCUGUCCCAAUGGCACUUGCUGAGAACAGUGGCCUCCAGCCCAUUGAAACUCUAUCUGCUGUUAAGUCUCAGCAAAUUAAGGAGAAUAAUCCCUGUUGUGGAAUUGAUUGUAAUGAUGUUGGCACAAAUGACAUGCGUGAGCAAAAUGUGUUUGAGACUCUAAUUGGGAAGCAACAACAGAUAAUGCUUGCAACUCAGGUUGUCAAGAUGAUCCUAAAGAUUGAUGAUGUGAUUUCUCCCUCCGAGUAUUGAUUUUAAGUACGGAAAUGCAAAAUUUUAUUUGCUUAAGAGAAGAUGAGCGUUUUCCUUCUGGCUAUGCAAACCAGAAGUUUUGUUCGGUGAAACAUUCACGAUCUUAUGCUUUUGCUUCUAUGUUGUCUAUUUGAGUAGAAUUUUGGUGGUUGAUGAAUUUCACUUGAUUGAUGAUCAGUUUCCGUCGCAGUA
This is a messenger RNA of Solanum dulcamara, 1939 nucleotides long. Its product is annotated as T-complex protein 1 subunit epsilon-like. NCBI's taxonomy places the organism in Eukaryota, Viridiplantae, Streptophyta, Magnoliopsida, Solanales, Solanaceae. Gene Ontology annotation, biological process: protein folding. The transcript is spliced from 9 exons. The record is from RefSeq and is a predicted model, not a curated record. Gene Ontology annotation, molecular function: ATP-dependent protein folding chaperone; ATP binding; ATP hydrolysis activity. Gene Ontology annotation, cellular component: chaperonin-containing T-complex. The coding region runs from base 140 to 1747 and encodes 535 amino acids.